UCACGCUCGGGGCCUGGUGCGGCCUGUGAGGGACCGAGGGAGGCCAUUGCGGCUGGAGCGUCUCCGAGAGCUUGGUCAGGAAUCGAAGCGGCAGAGUGGCUCCCCCGAGGGCUUCCGAGGAGAACUUUAAACCCACCAAUUCUGCAUUGGAGGGCAAGCACAAUCCAUAACCUGCCAAUUUGAAUGUUGCAGCAAACUAUAGCUGGCUUUGACCUGAUAACCAUACCAUGGUUUGCUAUGUGUGAACCAGCUGCAAACGUAUAAUCAUUUGGAAAUAUCUUGAAAACUGCCAAAUCCUGGGAGGAAAACUACAUGACACUACAUCAUGAGCGAGAGUAAAUGUGACAGUCAGUUUUACAGUGUUCAAGUCUCAGACUCGACAUUCACUGUACUAAAACGUUACCAACAAUUGAAACCUAUUGGCUCUGGGGCUCAAGGCAUUGUAUGUGCUGCAUUUGAUACAGUUCUUGGAAUAAAUGUUGCUGUAAAGAAAUUGAGUCGCCCUUUUCAGAACCAAACACAUGCAAAACGAGCUUACAGGGAACUUGUGCUUCUAAAAUGUGUCAAUCACAAAAAUAUAAUUAGUCUAUUAAAUGUAUUCACACCACAGAAGUCACUAGAAGAAUUUCAAGAUGUGUAUUUAGUUAUGGAACUAAUGGAUGCUAACUUGUGCCAAGUAAUUCAUAUGGAGUUGGAUCAUGAAAGAAUGUCCUACCUUUUGUACCAGAUGCUGUGUGGUAUCAAACAUCUCCAUUCAGCUGGUAUCAUCCAUAGAGAUUUAAAACCCAGCAAUAUAGUAGUAAAAUCAGAUUGUACUCUCAAAAUCCUUGACUUUGGACUUGCAAGGACGGCAUGUACUAAUUUCAUGAUGACCCCAUAUGUAGUAACACGAUAUUACAGAGCACCAGAGGUUAUUCUUGGCAUGGGAUACAAAGAGAAUGUUGAUAUCUGGUCAGUUGGUUGCAUCAUGGGAGAAUUGGUGAAAGGUUGUGUGAUAUUCCAAGGCACUGAUCAUAUUGACCAGUGGAAUAAAGUUAUUGAACAACUAGGUACACCAUCAGCAGAUUUUAUGAAAAAACUGCAGCCUACUGUGCGGAACUAUGUAGAAAAUAGGCCAAAAUAUCCAGGUAUCAAAUUUGAAGAGUUGUUCCCAGACUGGAUAUUUCCAUCGGAAUCUGAUCGGGACAAACUAAAAACCGGUCAAGCUAGAGAUUUACUAUCAAAAAUGCUAGUAGUAGAUCCAGACAAACGAAUUUCGGUAGAUGAAGCUUUGCGUCAUCCAUAUAUCACUGUUUGGUAUGACCCAGCUGAAGCUGAAGCACCUCCUCCUCAAAUCUACGAUGCACAGUUGGAAGAAAGAGAACAUGCCAUUGAAGAAUGGAAAGAACUAAUAUAUAAAGAAGUAAUGGAUUGGGAAGAAAGGAAUAAGAAUGGUUUGGUAAAAGAACAACCUUCAGAUGCAGCAGUGAAUAGCAACACCAGCCCUUCCCAGUCAUCAUCUAUCAAUGACAUUUCAUCCAUGUCGACAGAACAAACAUUGGCUUCAGACACAGACAGCAGCCUUGAUGCUUUGACAGGAACACUUGAAGGAUGCCGGUGAUCAGCUUUGCAGAUUUAACAUUGGCAAAGAACUUUUGCUUCUGUUGGGCCUGAAAUGCUUGUAAGUUUAUGGAACCAAGUCAAGAAACUCCAUGUUCUGCAUGUUUUUUUUCUAAAGUAAUGCCUGUGAUUUUACUCAGUUGAAAUAAGACUAUCUGCUUAAUAGUUGUAAAAUGAAAGCAACUUCAUAUCUCGGGUCGAAACAAAUAUUACUAUACCUAUUCUGUUUUAACCUACAUCAGGUGAGCAGUUAGAGUAACUCGAAGCUCUAAUGAGUUCAUGGGCAUUCUGUCAGACAUCUGAAACUUAAUCAAUAUAAAUUUCAAAGAAAAAGAAGAAGAAAGCCAUUGUAAGUGGCGUUGAAUGUAUAUCUUUACAAUUACAUGCAUUUGCUAUAUUAGUGUAUUUUGCUGGUAUUUUCAGUACUGUAAAAUAUCGAGGCAGUUGUUUACCUACAUUGCAUUCUUUUCUCGGGGCCUUUUCCUCUCCACCUCCUAAUUUCUGUACUUUUCUAUAAAAGAAGCAAACUUGUGAAUUCUUGCUUCAUCCUUACAUCUGAAUGUAACUCUGCUUCUCUGAAUGUACUCUUUCAGUGCUUUCAUUUCAAGGGGUAAGGUGGAAUAAGCAAAAUGUGCCAUGUGGGAAUUUUUUUUAAUUCUUGCAUGCAUUUAUGCAUUAGUGUGUCUUUUGAAAAUAAGAUUUUGGGGGUCUUUAAAGCAGUUCAUAAAACACUCUUAGAAAUCCUGACCCCUUUUUUCAUACUCUGGCAUUUCCAUGGAAAACUUGAUUAAAAAAUGGGGGCAUUCAAAGGGGUUGGAGGCCUACCUUGACCCUUUGAAUAGGCAUUAAAAUAUCUGCUUUUAUGGUCUGUGUAUUAAAAGGGAUCUUUACUCCCUGUGUAUAAAUAACUACAUCUACAUCCAGAAUAAAUAGAAACUUCUAAAAGAAAGUGAAAGGGGCUAUUUUAAACACCGAACCGUAUGAAAAGGACUACAUUUAUUAUACAUAAUUGUGUCUCCCCCCCCCUUUCUCUGGCAUAUUCCAAAGGCAAACACCAGUUUGACAUGAUUCAGUUUCUUUCUAGCUCUAAAAAAUUGUAAUUCGUCACACCCUGAGCUUGAGUUAAAACUAUUCACCUAGGGUUUAAAAUAAAAAUGUUUAUGUGAAUGUGUAGGUGGGUUGCCAGACUAACACUUUGUAUUAGAUAUGGUGGGAGGAACAAAGUUAUGAGACAAUCCCAGGUGGUGCAACAGGCUUACUGGCAAGCUCUAAACAAUGCAGAUUUCUGGCUUGGUGAUGGACAUCUGUUUGUUCCACUGAAAACCAAAGUCAGACUAUAUAUGCCAUCGUUCUGCUCUGGCACCAGCACUUUACUAACAUCAAAAUCUGAUGCAAGAUUACUUGGAAGUAUGUCCUAAGGAAUUCAGUGAGGUCUACUCCCAGGUGAGUGAGUAUAGGAUUGCAGCCUAAAUAGAUGUUUGUAGGAUAAGCACUCUCAGGCAAUGGUCCACAAAUACAUUUUAGAGUAGCCCCAUCAUGUUGCUGCAUUUGCUGCUACAGACUUCUCUUUGAAUUUGCUCUUAGGGUUUUCCAGAUGUGCAUGUAAAUUUAUUGCUAUCUUUUCACUUGAGACUUGCGGCUGAACAUGGGAACUGCCUCCCUUAAAUAUUGUGCUUGAGAUGCGAGAUGGUAUGAAAUUUGUUUGUGGUAGCUAUUUAUUAUGUGCACCUGCCAGCAGCUGAUGAAUUGCUAAGUGAUACAUUUGUGUAUGAGUUGAUUUUUGGAUGAAUGGAUUGCCCCGAUCCAGAGUGCUUAUUCAGGUAUGUCAUUCAUUUCAGUAGAACUUAAUUUCAGGUAUGUUAUUAAAAAUAAAACUUACAUCUUUAAAGAGCCCCUGUAAAACUGUUGGCCAGGAUCCUAAGAACCACAUGCACAUUAUGCCCCCACCCCUUGUAAUUCAUUGGUCGUCAGGGUACCUGACUUUCAGGAGUGAUUUUUCUAAGGUUCAGUCCCAGUGCACAAUUAAAACUAGGUGUGUAAACCUUUGGAACCUGGACGUAAUUUA
Messenger RNA from Podarcis raffonei (Aeolian wall lizard), 3664 nucleotides. RefSeq names its product mitogen-activated protein kinase 9 (gene MAPK9). The coding region runs from base 326 to 1600 and encodes 424 amino acids. Gene Ontology annotation, biological process: JNK cascade; protein phosphorylation. The record is from RefSeq and is a predicted model, not a curated record. Gene Ontology annotation, molecular function: ATP binding; JUN kinase activity. Gene Ontology annotation, cellular component: cytoplasm; nucleus. NCBI's taxonomy places the organism in Eukaryota, Metazoa, Chordata, Lepidosauria, Squamata, Lacertidae. The transcript is spliced from 13 exons.